Messenger RNA from Rubroshorea leprosula, 893 nucleotides. The record is from the annotation of a GenBank genome assembly. NCBI's taxonomy places the organism in Eukaryota, Viridiplantae, Streptophyta, Magnoliopsida, Malvales, Dipterocarpaceae.
AACACAAUUUAGGCCUAAACCCUUGGAAAACUCUUCUUUGAAUAUUUGAAGCACCCUUAUUGUGUAGCUAGUAGUAGCAUGUCUCAAAAUUCCUCCAUGACUAAUCAAAUCAACAAAGGAACCAUUUUUGCAAUGGAAAUCUCAUCUUAUUCUCCUUGACUCAUAUCUUCUACCUUUUGUUCAUAAUAGCCAAUAACUUGAAUGAGAGUCAAUGAGGAUUUGUAACUUCAUAUCACGGAGGAGUUUUCUUUAGCUGAAGAUGUUAGCUUCUUUUAAUUUUGUUGAUUUCAUAGGUUUGUAUUUUGUACGGAUUGAAAUUGAUGAUGAGGAGCUUGCCCGUUUUGCGGAGCAUGUUGACAAGGAUAAUAAUGGAAUUAUCACUUUUGAAGAAUGGAGAGAUUUCCUUCUACUGUACCCUCAUGAAGCUACCAUUGAAGUAUUGAGAACAUUUAUCAUCACUGGAAAAGAGUUUGCCUUGAAGAUAUUGGAGAACAUGCUGUUAUUCCAGAAGGCAUCAGCAAACACGUUCAGCGAAGUAAAUAUUUUAUUGCUGGUGGAAUAGCUGGAGUAGCUUCACAUACUGCAACUGCUCCUCUUGAUCGUCUGAAGGUGGUUUUGCAAGUUCAGGCUACGCAUGCUCAUAUUUUGCCAGCUAUAAAGAAAAUAUUUAAGGAAGAGGAUAUUCUGGGGUUUUUCCGAGGCAAUGGUUUCUCAAUUUGGCAUUACUUAUUUGGUGUAUGAAAGCAUGAAAAAGAGUCUAGACCUCUAGUAGUUAUCAGUGAAGAAGCAGGAGCAGUAGAAAAGGUAACGACGAAAAAUUACUAAACAAGUAGGUAAUAUGAUUAUUUUGAGUUUUUGUGAUAGAUGUUAGAUGAUAAAUUUUCCUCUAUAGA